UUGCUCCGUCUUUGGUCGCGGGGAGUGCACGCUGUAUAGCUCCCGUGAAUCGACCAAGAUGCCCGGUGCGAGGGAUAUGCGUGACUCUAUCGAUGUAUUGCACGAGAUUUCCACGAUCCUCGACACCGGCCUGGACCGCAAGACUCUGAGCCUGCUCCUCGAGCUGAUUGAGAGCGGUGUCAACCCGGAGGCCUUGGCCGCCGUCGUGAAGGAGCUCAGAAGAGAGGCUGCCACGCUGAGCAGGCAGCGAUAACAACAAUGCCCGUUUGUUGUUCUUGUUGUUGAAGGAGGAAGAGAGAGGCUGUCACGCUGAACAGGCAUCGAUAACAACAAUGCCCAUUUGUUGUUCUUGUUGUUGCGAGAGAGGGCGUGCAACAGCAGUAGUUGCGAAGAGUUUCGUGUGGACGUAUAGGGGCGGGAAGCAACGUGAAACGCAUGUGCUUUACAGCUCGCAAUGUAUUACCAAUACCCUGGGGAUGAGAUUGCUCUCGCGUUUACAGCGAUAACAGGGAUAGAAGGUGUGGUACUAAUCGUUGCGGAGAUAUUCAGGCGGCGGGUGUGCUUUUUUAGCUCGAAAAGUAUUACCAAUACCCUGAGGAAUGAGACGUGUUUCGCGAAUUAACCGUCAAUGCAUGGGCCAUGCUCUUGGGUGGCGUGCGAUGGACAUGGCGUACGUGCGGUUGUCGUGCCGGCGUGGUUGCAUGUUUCCUUCGACACAGCAUUAAUGCGUGCACGUCAAACGUGAUGAGGGUUUGGAGACGAGACCUGCACAGGCUAUUGUAGGGUUCCUCCAAUGGUGGAUUGAUUCUGGUGGCACCGAAAUGUGGGUUAGGAGUCUCGUGUUCUGUGAGCGGGGCGAUGCCUACUACUUGGUCGGCAUUGAUGGACGCGUUGCCUGUUUUGGUGCUUUUUGUGCCGGGCAGUCCUUGGUUAGUCCAAGCCGCCAUUCGUGUGUUCGGCUUUGGCUUCGUCCGUCGUAUCGCCUGCGGCAUCUAUAACCUCCGGCUGUCAUCCACAUUUCUGUCGUAUCAUGUUCUCGUUUUUUUUUUAUUUGUCCUCUGGGUUGUUCUUGUUGAUUGAGUGUAUCG
Messenger RNA from Ectocarpus siliculosus, 1088 nucleotides. Lineage: Eukaryota; Phaeophyceae; Ectocarpales; Ectocarpaceae. The record is from the annotation of a GenBank genome assembly.